Molecule: messenger RNA, 1396 nt
Organism: Toxotes jaculatrix (banded archerfish)
Lineage: Eukaryota; Metazoa; Chordata; Actinopteri; Toxotidae
Gene: snrnp35
Product: small nuclear ribonucleoprotein 35 (U11/U12)
Exons: 1
Coding region: 78-797 (239 amino acids)
Biological process (GO): mRNA splicing, via spliceosome
Cellular component (GO): U12-type spliceosomal complex; precatalytic spliceosome
Molecular function (GO): mRNA binding; snRNA binding
Source: RefSeq, a predicted model, not a curated record
GGACUGCAGGGCGCUCGGAGUUGGGGUAAAAGUGUGUGGAGUGAAGGAGACUCUUGUAGCUUCAUUUCAGGCUGAAAAUGGUUGACUGGAGUCCAAUAGCGAAGGUGUACGACCCGCUAAAAGCUGGCAGCAUCGACGGCACGGACGUGGAGCCUCAUGACCGGGCGGUAUGGAGGGCAAUGGGAGCUCGCUACAAGCCCAACAAGGGUGUUGUCGGGGACCCGCUGCUCACUCUCUUUGUGGCUCGUUUGAACCCCCAGACAACCGAGGAUAAACUGUACCAAGUGUUCUCCAAGUACGGAGACAUCCAGCAGCUCCGGCUAGUUCGGGACAUCGUCACGGGUUUUUCUAAAAAAUACGCCUUCAUUGAAUACAAGGAGGAGCGGUCUGUUGUCCGGGCUCGCCGGGACGCUAACAAACUGGUGGUGGACCAGCACGAAGUGUUUGUGGAUUUUGAACAGGAGAGGACCCUCAAAGGAUGGGUCCCGCGGCGGCUCGGUGGCGGACUGGGAGGGAAGAAGGAGUCCGGACAGCUGAGGUUCGGCGGCAGGGACAGGCCUUUCCGGAAACCCAUCAACCUCGGGAUCGGCAUGGGGCAGGAGCGGGGAGGUGGUGGAGGUGGAGGGAGGGAGUGGGACAGACAAGGGGCAAGAGACAGGGAGGACAGGGAGCGGGACCGGGACAGACACAGGGAAGCUGAGUGGGGAAGCAGAGGGAGGAGGGAUGACCGGGACAGAGGCAGAGAGAGGGAUGACCGCAGACACAGAGACAGAAGCAGGCACCGGGACAGAAGAUGAAGCCCCUAUUUACCAUCCAAAGUACCAAUCUCACCUGGUUCAGCCGAGGCCUGUGACACAUGUUUUGUCCAGUCCAGCUGCUGCAGCUGAUCCAGUGGAUGAAUUUAAAGCCAAGAGGGCAGUGAAGGAAAAUGUGACUGUUACUGCUUUGUGGUUUGCACAUGUAGUACUGGUCUAUGGAAAGAACAACUAUUUCAGUAACAAACGAUCUUAUUGUGGAGUCAUGAAAUCGGUUUGGGUUGAUUUUCGUUUAAUGGUACUGUAUGUUAAUGGGAUCUCAACCUGGACCUGGAUAUUCUGCUACUCUUGAGCGUUUCAGUAUUUCUCAGGGAAAUCUGACUCCGUACAUGCUUUUGUAGUGUACACUGAGCAGUAAAGACUGUGUUCUAAUUCAGCAUAUUGAGAAAAAAUCACUUUACAAUGAUUAGAAUUUUUUUUAUAGGAUUGAUGUUGUCCAGCCAAGUCAGGUCAAAAGGUCAUUAUUUAUAUUAUGCACGUACAAAGUGCCUGUAAAUCAGAUUGAAUCUGCUGCUCAGCCUCUUAAGGUGUUUCAGUUUCUGUUGUGAAAUCUGAGAUGUAUUAAAAUUUUCUAAGGUGGA